AUGCCUCACAGUUUAGGACCGAUGAAGCAACAGCAAGGAUGUUUUCAUCAUGAUAUAUAUCGCAAGACCAAUAAUGUCUUUAUCCAAGCGUUGCAAAGAGUAUUUAUCAUCUGCUUCUUCCUAAUGGGUUCAUUCAGUAUUGUGAUCUUCCAGGUCUGUUUGCAGCUAAUUCUUCCCUGGAGCAAGAUUAGAUUACAUAAUGGCAUGAACCAGAGCAAGAAAGCUUUCAUUGUUUUAUUGUGCUUGAUUUUGAACAUGGUUGCUCCCUCCUCUUUAAAUGUGACUUUCGAGGCAUCGAAAUCAUCGAAGAGUUCGUCGGGCACUAAUUCCAGCUUCAAAUUUAAAGACAGGGCUGUAAUAAUGGCUAAUCAUCAAAUGUAUGCGGAUUGGAUCUACCUCUGGUGGCUUUCAUCCAUCUCAAAUUUGGGUGGUAACGUUUUUAUCAUUUUGAAAAAGGCCUUAAAAUAUGUCCCGUUACUGGGAUUUGGCAUGCAAAACUUUAAAUUUAUAUUUUUGAGUAGGAACUGGCGAAAAGAUGAGACAACCUUGACUAAUAACUUGGUUUCUAUGGACCUAAACGCGAGAUGCAAGGGGCCUCUUACGAAUUAUAAGACAUGUUAUUCCAAGACAAAUGAAUCUGUUGCCGCUUAUAAUCUAAUUAUGUUCCCUGAGGGUACAAAUCUCAGCCCCAAGACCAAAAAAAAAAGCGAGGCAUACUGUCAAAGAGCAGGUUUACAGGACGUCCAACUAAGACACCUCUUAUUACCGCAUUCUAAAGGCUUGAAAUUUGCACUCGAAAAAUUGGCCCUUAGUUUAGAUGCCGUUUACGAUGUUACCAUUGGAUAUUCUCCAGCCUUGAGAACAGAAUAUGUCGGCACCAAAUUCACUUUAAAGAAGAUUUUUUUAAUGGGUGUAUAUCCUGAAAGAAUAGAUUUUCAUAUAAGGGAAUUUAAGGUUGACGAAAUUCCCCUACAAGAUGACGAGGUUUUCUUUAAUUGGUUGCUGGGCGUGUGGAAGGAGAAAGAUCAACUACUAGAAAAUUACUACAACACAGGCCAGUUUAGAAGUGAUGACGAAAAUAGGAACCGGUCGGUCGUGAUUACCAAGCAAACAGACGGAUUCCAACAUGAUGCAUCAGCCCCACGCAUUCUUUCAUAUUACGGAAUCCUUGCCUUUCUUGUUCUUCUAUUUACGAUGAAGAAAAUCUCCGAGUUCACAUUGCCCUAA
Saccharomyces kudriavzevii IFO 1802 is the source of this 1227-nucleotide messenger RNA. It is a transcript of the gene MLG1, whose product is annotated as putative acyltransferase. Bases 1 to 1227 code for a protein of 408 amino acids. Gene Ontology annotation, molecular function: acyltransferase activity. The record is from RefSeq and is a predicted model, not a curated record. NCBI's taxonomy places the organism in Eukaryota, Fungi, Ascomycota, Saccharomycetes, Saccharomycetales, Saccharomycetaceae. The transcript has a single exon. Gene Ontology annotation, cellular component: endomembrane system.